Molecule: messenger RNA, 588 nt
Organism: Theobroma umbraticum
Lineage: Eukaryota; Viridiplantae; Streptophyta; Magnoliopsida; Malvales; Malvaceae
Product: arabinogalactan protein 13-like
Source: RefSeq, a predicted model, not a curated record
ACCCCACUAUUCCUUGUCCCAAUUUGCUUAGCAACAUUUCACCUUCCUCCUCCUCCUCCACACGUUCAAUCCCCUCCCCUUGCAACAAAAUCUUCCUAACGUCAACAAUGGAGGCAUUCAGGAUGAGACUAUUUUUGGCCGUGGUGGUCGUGUUGAUGGCCGUGUCCGCGGUCCAAAACGUUGCGGCAGCUGAUGCCCCGGCCCCUAGCCCUACCUCAGACGCUACCACUUUCGUGCCCACCGUGUUUGCUUCCCUCGUUGCUCUUGCAUUUGGAGUUCUGUUCUAAAAUGGUGGUGUUGCUGAGUUACAAAAUUUAAUUUCUGAUCUUCAAAAUUGGGGUUUAUAUAAGUUCUCUUCUUCGAUUCUUUUUCUCCAAAGGGCAUAGACAACUUUUUGUUAGUGCAUUAUGUGGCAGGAUUGCGAUUCGAAAGAGAAGAAAGCUUGGGGGGUUUUUUGGGUUGGGAUUCUGCUUUCUACAUAUAUUCUUUUUUUCCUUGUGACUACUGGUCAUUGUAUUCAUAUUUUUCUAUAUUGUUUCCAUUUUUAAUGUAUAAUUAAUUGAUGUGAUUUGCUUGUUGGUGACCUAA